Messenger RNA from Pistacia vera, 2945 nucleotides. Its product is annotated as scarecrow-like protein 9. The record is from RefSeq and is a predicted model, not a curated record. Gene Ontology annotation, biological process: regulation of DNA-templated transcription. The transcript has 2 exons. NCBI's taxonomy places the organism in Eukaryota, Viridiplantae, Streptophyta, Magnoliopsida, Sapindales, Anacardiaceae. Gene Ontology annotation, molecular function: DNA-binding transcription factor activity; sequence-specific DNA binding. Gene Ontology annotation, cellular component: nucleus.
CUUUUCGUUUCAUUUCAUCGUCUGUCAUAUUUAACUUAAAACUUCAUGACCAAAUCAUAACUAUUCAAACACUCACCGAAGCAGCGAGAUUUGAUAUGCCUCUCUCGGGCAAGGUACUUCAUCUAUAAACUCUGAGGUUCAUGUGUUUCUGUGAAGUUGAAAACUCUCUUUUUUUACAUCUUUCACGUUGUCAAGUUCUUGUUUUGAGUCUCUAGAUAGAAGUCGCAGGUGUUCCUUUUGUUGCCGAAGCUCCUUCUUUGUAUGCGUUUUGACUUGUUGGUGUUUGAAAGUUUUCAACUUUUUGGUUCUAGUUUAUUGUCUUUUUUACAAAAUAGAUGGUCAUGGAUCAUGAGUUGAGAGGAUACAAUGGUUCUGUGAAUCAAUACGGGCUUAAUGAUGAGACCCUUUUGACCUUACCCAAUCAGAAUCUUGGUAAUGGAUUCAAAGUUAAUGAUGGUUUUGUUAGCUUUGAAGAUAUGCAGUUUUUGUUACCUGAUCCAAUUCCUGAUAAUCCAACACCACCCUCUUCGUUUGUGUCUCAAGAGGGAAAUUCACAUGAUCAGGAUUAUGAUUUUAAUGAUGUAGUUCUUAGGUACAUAAAUGAUAUGCUUAUGGAAGAGGACAUUGGAGAGAAGGCCUGUAUGUUUCAAGAGUCUUCAGCAGCUCUUCAAGCUGCUGAGAGGUCUUUGUAUGAGCUUCUUGGGGAGAAGUAUCCUCCUUCACCCAAAUUUGACCCGAAAAUUCAUGUUGAUCAAAACCAUGAAAGCCUAGGUGUAAAUCAUGAUUUGGAGUUUUCAUGCUUUAACAAUAGUAUUGGAAAUACUAAUAGUGAUGGCUUGGUGGAUCAUGGAUGGAAUUGUGAUUUGGGUGAGUAUACGGGUUCAAAUUUAGCUUCUCAGACGUCUGAUGGCUCGGGGAACAGCGGUGGUAAUGUAGCUGAUGGGUUUGUGGAUUCCCCGGUGAGUACUCUUAAUAUAUCCCAAAUAUUUAGCAAUAGUGAGUCUCUGAUGCAACUUAGGAAAGGGUUUGAGGAGGCGAGUAAGUUUCUACCUAAUGGGAAUUCCUAGAUCACUCCUGUGGAAAAUAACGGAUUGUCAUCUAAAGAGCCAAAUGAAGAACCUAGGAAUGUGGUAGAUAAGGUGGGCAGGAAGCCCGAGAAUGGGUGCUCUCCUGAUGGUUCACGAGGAAGGAAGAAUCCUUACAGUGAUGAUGUCAAUUUAGAGAGUGGGAGAAAUAAUAAGCAGUCAGCAGUUUAUACCGAAUCAACAGUGAGUCAAGAAAUGUUUGAUAUUGUAUUGCUAAGUCCUAAAGAGAGUGAAUCUCAGAUUCGUAAAGCUUUGCAGAAUGGGAUGAGCAAGAAUGUGCAGCAUAGUAGACAACCAAAAGGGCCUAAUGGUGGUAAGGGCCGUGGAAAGAAGCAUGGAGCUAAAAAGGAUGUGGUUGAUUUGAGAAAUCUGCUGACCCUUUGUGCACAAGCUGUUGCAGCCAAUGAUAGAAGGAAUGCAGAUGAGCUACUGAAGAAAAUUAGACAGCACUCGUCUUCUACGGGGGAUGGAAUGCAGAGAAUGGCCCAUAUAUUUGCUGAUGGACUUGAGGCACGCUUGGCUGGUGCUGGAACCAAGGUUUACAAUAAUCUUAUCAACUUGCGAGCUGCAUCAGCUGCUGAUGUCUUGAAAGCGUACCAUCUGUUUCUUGCUGCUUGUCCAUUUCGGAAGCUCUCAAAUUUCUUCUCAAACAAAACAAUUAUGAAUUUAGCUGAGAAAGCAACAACACUUCACAUAAUAGAUUUUGGUAUUAUGUAUGGUUUCCAAUGGCCAUGCCUCAUACAGCGUCUUUCGUCUAGGCAAGGGGGACCUCCUAGACUUCGGAUAACUGGGAUUGAACUCCCACAACCAGGUUUCCGACCAGCGGAAAGGGUUGAGGAGACAGGUCGCCGCUUGGAAAAGUAUGCAGAAACUUUUAAUGUUCCAUUUGAAUUCAAUGCAAUUGCGCAAAAGUGGGACACAAUUCAAGUUGAGGAUCUCAAGAUUGAGAGUGGUGAAGUGCUUGUCGUAAACUGUUUGUAUCGCCUUAAAAAUCUGCUUGAUGAGACUGUGGUUGCAGAGGCUCCAAGGGAUACUGUUUUAAACCUGAUCAGGAAGAUACAUCCUGAUGUUUUCAUACAAGGGAUUGUGAAUGGAGCCUACAGUGCUCCCUUCUUUAUCACUAGAUUCAGAGAGGCUGUCUUCUUUUUCUCAACUUUGUUUGACAUGUUUGAAACCAUUUUGCCUCGUGAUAUUCCAGAGCGGAUGCUGAUGGAGAGAGAGCUAUUGGGGCGAGAGGCAAUGAAUGUCAUUGCAUGUGAGGAUGCAGAGAGGAUUGAAAGACCAGAAACUUUCAAGCAGUGGCAGUACCGGACCAGGAGGGCUGGGUUUACUCAGCUCCCGCUGAAUAAGGAAAUAAUGAAGAUGGCCAAGGAAAGAGUGGAAGCAUACUACCACAAGGAUUUUGUAAUUGACGAAGAUGGCCGGUGGUUGCUUCAGGGCUGGAAGGGCCGAAUUGUUUUUGCACUCUCGUCUUGGAAGCCAACUUGUUAAAUGCAUGUUCACCAUCACUCAUUGAAGGCAUGAUUGUGGGAUUCUCCCCACAUUGCAGCCUGAGGUUAUGGCAGCGGAAUCUCGGAAGCUGAUUCAUUUCAUUCUGCAAAAUUUAGUCCCAAUUCAAUGGCAGUAAUCGACUCUGUCAGAAACGACGCAGAAUGCUUCAUGUUAUAUAUUUUGCAUUGGCACUUCCUGUUUCUGAAACCAUAACUAUAUGUAUAUGCUUCUGAGGGAAAUCUACAGACACCAGGCAGCUUCAGGAUGUCAAAAGCUUGGAGAAAUGCAAACCUCUUGAAAGCACUGUACUUAGUUAAUCCUAGCAGUUUGUAUCAGUAGCACUGUAAACGAUUUUGAAAAAAGUUAAUA